Messenger RNA from Balaenoptera acutorostrata (minke whale), 3035 nucleotides. RefSeq names its product zinc finger CCHC-type containing 8 (gene ZCCHC8). Bases 172 to 2292 code for a protein of 706 amino acids. The transcript is spliced from 14 exons. Lineage: Eukaryota; Metazoa; Chordata; Mammalia; Artiodactyla; Balaenopteridae. Gene Ontology annotation, cellular component: catalytic step 2 spliceosome. The record is from RefSeq and is a predicted model, not a curated record. Gene Ontology annotation, molecular function: zinc ion binding; RNA binding.
UCUCACAGGACUGGCCCGCCCAUUAUGCAGCUUCGGCGGCCUACGUUUGGAGGAAACCGUACUGGGUGGCUUAGGGCGGCCGGAGCCCUAGAGAGCGGUGCCGCCCAACAACCUUUGCCUUCGGCUGGGGGGCCAGCUCCGCCUCUUCUCGUAUCUUUCCCAUAGCCCAAAAUGGCGGCGGAGGUGGAUUUCGGCGACCUAGAGCUGUUCGAGGCGUUUGACCACCUAGAGGAGUCGACUCCGAAGCCAGUUCACACCCUCUUCAAGGACGACGACGGCGACGAGGAGGACGAGAAUGGGGUCGGCGACGCGGAGCUGCGGGAGCGGCUUCGGCAGUACGAGGAAACCAUCGAGCAGCUCCGCGCCGAGAAUCAAGAACUUAAAAGAAAAUUGAACAUUCUGACUCGACCAAGUGGAAUAUUGGUGAACAAUACUAAAUUAGAUGGACCUUUAUUUCAGAUUCUAUUUAUGAACAAUGUUAUUUCAAAGCAAUAUCAUCAAGAAAUAGAGGAAUUUGUAUCAAAUUUAGUAAAAAGAUUUGAGGAACAGCAGAAAAAUGAUGUGGAAAAGACUUCCUUUAAUCUUUUGCCCCAGCCUUCCAGUGUUAUGCUAGAAGAGGACCAUAAAGUAGAAGAAUCCAGUGCUGUUAACAAUAAGGAAGCUUUUAGUGUUGUAGGAAGUGUCCUGUAUUUUACUAAUUUUUGCCUUGAUAAAUUGGGGCAACCGCUACUAAAUGAAAACCCUCAGCUUACGGAAGGAUGGGAAAUACCCAAGUACCAGCAAGUCUUCAGCCACAUUGUUUCUCUAGAAGGGCAAGAAAUACAAGUAAAGGCAAAAAGGCCAAAGCCUCACUGUUUCAAUUGUGGUUCUGAAGAGCAUCAAAUGAAAGAUUGCCCAAUGCCUCGGAAUGCUGCUCGAAUAAGUGAGAAGAGAAAAGAGUAUAUGGAUGCCUGUGGUGAGACAAGCAAUCAGAAUUUUCAGCAGCGAUACCAUGCAGAAGAAGUAGAAGAAAGAUUUGGAAGAUUCAAGCCAGGAGUUAUUAGUGAGGAACUUCAGGAUGCACUGGGUGUGACGGACAAGAGUCUUCCACCUUUUAUAUAUCGAAUGCGCCAGCUAGGAUACCCACCAGGCUGGCUCAAAGAGGCCGAACUAGAGACCUCAGGGCUUGCACUCUAUGAUGGAAAAGAUGGUGCUGAUGGAGAAACAGAAGCUGGAGAAGUACAACAAAAUAAAAGUGUCACUUACGAUCUCUCGAAAUUGGUAAACUAUCCAGGUUUUAAUAUAUCUACUCCCAGAGGAAUUCCAGAUGAAUGGAGGAUGUUUGGUUCCAUACCAAUGCAGGCAUGUCAGCAGAAAGACGUGUUUGCCAAUUACCUUACUUCUAACUUCCAAGCGCCGAGUGUGAGGUCCAGCAGCAAGAGGUCUUCGUCUCUGCCCAGCCCUAGUAGUCCAAAGAAGCAGAAGAAGGAAGGCAGCUCAGCAGCCUCGCCCGCCGACAUGGAGCUCGACUCGGAUGCAGAGGUCCCGCACGGGCCCCCGAGCAGCGAAGCUUUUCAGUUUCAGCCCCCGCUGCCCCCUGGCACUCCUCCGCUGCCCCGGAGCACCCCUCCACCCAUCUUCACACCUCCGCUCCCCAAGGGCACCCCGCCGCUCACUCCCAGUGGCUCACCCCAGACCAGAACGGCAUCUGUGACUAUGGACGAGGACGCACUGACUCUGGAGGAACUUGAAGAACAGCAGAGGCGGAUCUGGGCGGCCCUCGAGCAGGCCGAGAGCGUAAACAGUGAUUCUGAUAUUCCUGUUGACACACCUUUAACCGGGAAUUCGGUUGCCUCUUCACCUUGUCCGAAUGAGCCUGACCUCCCUGUCCCAGAGGGAAAAACAUCUGAAAAGCAGAUGUCAGAUGAGGCUGAGGUACCAGACACCUGCACAGAGAAAUCAGAAGUUGAACAAACCUCGAGUCCAGAUUCUGAGGCUGCCUUGCCUGGCCAGAAGCAAGAAGAAGGGCCGGCCGAGGCCGACUCUGAAGGUACUCUUGACAGUGGCAGGGUCGGGUCGGACUGUGAGGUCAAGAAUGGAGGCAGCAGCCAGAAGCUCCUUCAAACGGACACCAGUCCUGGAACAACCACUAAAAUCCAUAGCCCCGUCCCCGACAUGAGCAAGUUUGCAACCGGAAUAACGCCAUUUGAAUUCGAGAACAUGGCGGAAUCUACUGGAAUGUACCUCAGGAUAAGAAACUUGUUAAAGAACUCGCCCCGAAACCAGCAAAAACACAAGAAGGCUUCUGAAUAACUGCUUUUGACAUAGCACCAAGAGCUAUUUAAUUAUAACUGUGCGUUCUGGUAAUUAGUACUAAGUGGACAGGUAAAAUUAUUUUCCUGUUUGUCCCUCCCAUGUUAAAAGAAGUCUAUCUAAGGCUUAAUUGUGGUCUGAAGUCAGGCCUCUUUUAAAGAACAGAAGGACUGAGCUUGCUGGUUUACUAUAUUUUAUUCUCGCUGGUAAAACCUUGCGGGGGGGACGUAGGUAGGAGCUGGUUUAGAGGUAGUUUGUUAAGGUUUAUAUUAUUUUUGGAUCGUGUCUGUCAAGAGUGAUGGUUUUUAUCUGUCUUUUGUACAUUGUUUUCCCUUUCUACAUUUUGCUAAUUAUCCUGUAUGUAAGUUUAAUAUAUCACUUUUUAAAAGAAAAAAUUCUAACCACUUAAAAUUCAUAUUUCAACUCUGUCAACCAAAUGAGAAAAAUCAGGGAUGAGCAGCUUUAUCCCAUUUUGGGUAUUUUUGUAAGUGAUUUACAUGCAUCAGUUUUAAUAACACUUUUACUUUUUUGUAACUUCAUUCUUCAUAUAAGCUUGCUAUACAGGUAUGUUCAUCUUUGUGUACAAAGGUUUAAUAAAUUAGUUUUCAUAUACAUAAUCUGAGACUUUGAAUACAAAAAGAUGAUUCACAGUUAAAUUAGUAUAUACAACCUUGUAAGUUUGGAAGUAAAUUAUGUGCUUGCAAAAAUUAGUGGCAGCAAAGGAAAUAAAGAAAUUACAAGUU